UUACGGACGCGCGAAGCGUCUCGCGAAUUGCAAUUUCGGCGUCGAAUAAAUACGUAAACCUAGACGAAAAAAUAUUUAAAAAAUGAUAUCGAGGUGCGCGUUUCGAGUAAAAAUUACCAGAUCGCUAUGAAUACCGAUUACAUAAAUGGUAAUAAUUUUCGUCGUCGCGAUUUCUUGCUGGCCGUGCGAUUGUCAUCGAUUCAAUAUUUACCAUGAAAAUAAAUUGGUCGUUAGUUUCAACACGGUAUUAUGGAUUUAAGUAUUCAAAAUGUUUGACAAAUCGCGUUUAUUAUUGUGUUUGAUUUAUUUAUGUAUUAUAAAAAGCGCUGAAAGUAUAAAACUUCUACGUAUAGUUGUACCACCGUAUAAACUACGAGGUGACCAGGCUAUACUAGAAUGUCACUACGAACUCGAAGGAGAUUCCUUGUACGCUGUCAAAUGGUAUAAAGACAACGAAGAGUUUUUUCGAUACGUGCCCAAAUCGCAACCGCCUCUUUUCUCGUAUAAGCUGGACGGCAUCAAGGUUGACCAUGAGAACUCAGACAGCAACCAUGUGACGUUGAAGUCAGUGAACCUGCGAACCAGUGGCACGUACCGAUGUGAAGUCUCAGCCGAAGCCCCAUUUUUUUCGUCAGCUCAAAAAGAAGGUCGAAUGGAAGUUGUAUUUUUACCAAGAAACGGACCGCAAAUUACCGGCGAGAGAACGGAAUAUCAAAUUGGUGACGAAUUGAAUUUAAAUUGCACGUCGGGUAAAUCGUAUCCGCCAUCUUUGCUCAGGUGGUACGUGAACGAAAAACCGGUAAAAGACAAAGAUCUCAUUCAUUACACCGCCCAUACGUUUGCACAUGGUUUGGCAGCAUCGAUACUGGGCUUACGACUGACCAUACUGAGCGAUCAUUUUGUCGACGACGGUAGCAUGAAAGUCAGAUGUGUAGCUACGGUGGCACCUUUACUAUGGCAAGGGGAUCGAGAAAGCGUGCUGCAAAAGAUAGACAAACGAGAAGCCUUAUUACUCGUGAAAAGUUCGAAAGCAGUAGCGAAUCGACUGGACAGAACGAUAAUCCUACCAAUUCUGAGCUACGUAUUAUGUCUGACAAUGGCUUUAUGAACAACACUUACCUUCUCACCAUCGACUCGUAGCUGGCAUUUCCGGUUAGCUGAAAAGUUACGCCCAAGUCUACGUUCCUUCACGUGUAUAGGGCCCACCAUUUUCUAUAAUUUUCGUACAUGUACAUAAUAUUCUUUCGAAAAAUGUACAUACAAACAAAGAUGUUCGACGCAGCGCAGAGAGCUUUUGUAAACGCGCGAGAAAUUUUUUAUUAUUAUACCGUUUUUCUACCUAGUACGUUUAUAUCCGAACGUACGAGCGGGAAUUAGAAUUGAAGCAAAGUUGUACGUAUCAUUUGCAUUUCGUUGUGUUUUUCUUCUUCGUUCGUAUAAACACGUAGAGCGUUAAUUCUCUUCGCUCAUCCGUUUCGUGUGUCUUAAUUAAAACGCUGCUCUGCCGGUACACUACACAUCCUCCUUCUGGUAGUAGGUACUCUGCUCCGCACACUUGCUCUAUAUUUCGACGACUUCGACGCGGAAACUUCCGGUCAUCAGAUUUCAACUGUGCUGGAGCUUUUCUAACUAUAAACCGCGUUCGUUCUCGUGAAAGACUCGUACAAACGUGUGGAAUAUUUUGGAAGAUGAAGAAGACGUUGACAAUAUGAAUGAUACUCUUUUAUAGCGUAUGGUACCGCAAAAGUACCUAGAACAACCUACAAAAUACGUGUACUACGAGAAUUCAACAGAUGGUUCGAGAUGAGCUUAGCACGACGACGACGACGUAGACGAUGUGAUACACUCGUACUCUGCUCAUAUAAAGCAAAUAUUAUACACAUGAUGAGAUGAGAGCUCAAUAAACGAAGUACAAGAAGUAAAGAAAAAACGACUACCAGAUUCUACGACAAAUAAUCGUAUUACCUUGUUCAACCGGAGGUAAAUACGUUCAGAAAUUUGGCAUUUGUGUCUGCAUGGUGUAUUUAUAGAGGUAGGUGGAUGGUAUAAUACCAUUUGUACCCAACUACCCACAUUUAUGCGUCAAUCACACCCACUCAAAUAUCCAACGAAAUAAGCCAAAUAGGAAUAUGUCAGUCCAAUCAGAAGCAAUUUUACUUCGUUUGGUCCUACUUUGACGUAUUUUUGCAAUAUGUACAGAAGAAUUAAAUCGUCGGUCAAUGAAUUUCUUGCUAUAAUUGAUAAACGGUGUAAUUAAUUUUUUUUAUUGAAAUUGAAUGAAAAAAAAAACUGUUAAUGAAAUUUUUAUUUCUAAUCGAAUGUAAAUUUUGAACAAAAAAUUGUACAGCGUGUUAUAAUAAAGUAUUCUACAUACGUA
Molecule: messenger RNA, 2377 nt
Organism: Planococcus citri (citrus mealybug)
Lineage: Eukaryota; Metazoa; Arthropoda; Insecta; Hemiptera; Pseudococcidae
Exons: 6
Coding region: 269-1108 (279 amino acids)
Source: RefSeq, a predicted model, not a curated record